AGAAGUGACACGCGCAUCGUUGAUCAUAGAUUGGUCCAAAAAAAAGGGGGAAGGGAUAAUGUACCACUCCUUAAAUUGCAUAUUCACUGGGAAAUUGCAAUUUCAUUUUAACAAUCGUUUAUCUCUCUCUCUCUAGUCUGUACAAAAGGGGUACUCUGAGAACACAUAAUCAUGGUGAAGGCCGUCGCAGUCCUCAAAAGCAGUGAGGGUGUCAAUGGCACCGUCUACUUCACCCAAGAAGGAGAUGGUCCAACUACUGUUACUGGAAACAUUUCUGGCCUUAAGCCUGGACUUCAUGGCUUUCAUGUCCAUGCCCUCGGUGACACCACCAAUGGUUGUAUGUCAACCGGACCUCAUUUCAAUCCUGUUGGCAAAGAGCAUGGUGCACCUGGAGAUGAGAACCGCCAUGCCGGUGAUCUUGGUAACAUCACAGUUGGAGAAGAUGGCACUGCUGCUAUCAACGUUGUUGAUAAGCAGAUACCUCUUACAGGACCACAUUCUAUAAUUGGAAGAGCCGUAGUUGUCCAUGCAGAUCCUGAUGAUCUUGGAAAGGGUGGUCAUGAACUGAGCAAGAGCACUGGAAAUGCUGGUGGAAGAGUUGCUUGUGGUAUCAUUGGCCUUCAGGCUUGAUAAUUUGUGGUGCACUCUCCUUUUUUCGUGAUUUGUCCUGCAUUGCAGAAAGACUAUCGUCAGUAGCUACUUGGAUAGUUUUUAAUUAAGAUUGUUUGUAGGGACGAGUUUUUUUUAUUGUAAUAUGAAAGUCAAAGUUCUAUUUUGUGAUUGAGCAACAUAUGGAUAUUUGUAUCAAUAUGAUACCAGGAAAUAAAAUUGAAGUGUGCUCGAAUUA
This is a messenger RNA of Olea europaea var. sylvestris, 847 nucleotides long. RefSeq names its product superoxide dismutase [Cu-Zn] 2-like. Lineage: Eukaryota; Viridiplantae; Streptophyta; Magnoliopsida; Lamiales; Oleaceae. The transcript is spliced from 8 exons. Bases 172 to 630 code for a protein of 152 amino acids. The record is from RefSeq and is a predicted model, not a curated record. Gene Ontology annotation, biological process: removal of superoxide radicals. Gene Ontology annotation, molecular function: copper ion binding; superoxide dismutase activity.